Messenger RNA from Malurus melanocephalus (red-backed fairy wren), 4004 nucleotides. It is a transcript of the gene RIPK1, whose product is annotated as receptor interacting serine/threonine kinase 1. The transcript is spliced from 12 exons. NCBI's taxonomy places the organism in Eukaryota, Metazoa, Chordata, Aves, Passeriformes, Maluridae. Gene Ontology annotation, biological process: protein phosphorylation; signal transduction. Gene Ontology annotation, molecular function: ATP binding; JUN kinase kinase kinase activity; protein binding. The record is from RefSeq and is a predicted model, not a curated record. The coding region runs from base 123 to 2231 and encodes 702 amino acids.
CAAAGGCGCCGCCGCCGCUGCGGGGUGCGAGUGGCGGUGCCCCGGGGGCGACGGACUCCGAGCUCCAGAAGCACGAGGGUACUUGAUUAUGUUUUAAUUGCUAAGCCACAAAGACUGCAGCCAUGUCUCUGGAAGAUAUCCACAUGAAUACCAAGGAUUUGGUUGAAGAAAAACAAUUAGAUGCUGGAGGAUUUGGAACAAUUUCUUUAUGCUUUCACAAGAAACAUGGAUAUGUAGUAUUAAAAAAAGUGUAUACAGGACCACAGCGCACUGAAUACAAUGUUUCCCUUCUUGAGGAGGGCAGGAUUAUGCGCAGACUGCAGCAUGACCGUGUGGUAAAACUACUGGGUAUCAUUUUGGAAGAUGGAAACUACUCACUUGUGAUGGAGUAUGUGGACCGGGGGAACAUGAUGAAAGUGCUAAACACACUCUCACUACCUSUGUCAGUGAGAGGGCGUUUUGUGCUGGAGAUCACAGAGGGAAUGCUGUAUCUGCAUGAGCAAGGCUUUGUGCACAAAGAUCUAAAACCAGAAAACAUCCUUGUGGACAGAGACUUCCACAUUAAGAUUGCAGAUCUCGGUGUUGCCUCCUUUAAGAGCUGGAGUAGGCUGACCCAAGAAGAAACUGUCCGACAGAAGCAAAUCAAGAGCACUUGCCAGAACAAUGCUGGGACUCUUUUCUAUAUGGCCCCAGAGCAUUUACGCUCUGUUAAUGCAAAACCAGUGGAGAAAUCAGAUGUUUACAGCUUUGGCAUUGUGAUCUGGGCAAUUUUUGCUAACAAAGAGCCAUACGAAAAUAGUAUAAAUGUAACCCAGAUUUACUUUGGCAUCAUGAAUGGAAACAGACCAGACAUAAAGGAGAUCAGUGAUAAAUGUCCGGUGGAAAUUAUUGACUUAAUGACACAAUGCUGGGAUCAAGAGUCAGAGAAACGCCCAACCUUUGCAGAAAUUAGUGAAAGAUACAAGCCAUUUUACUAUCAAAACCUAGGAGAAAAUAUUGAAGAAGAUCUGAAGAAUUUAAAAAAAAUGUGGCCUGAAUCAAAUGAACUGCAGAAUAGGAUGGAAUCCCUUCAAAUCGAUGCUGUACCAGAAGAUACCAGCAAUGGUCAAACAGAUCAGCCUAAUUCUCUACACAGCUCCCAGGGUCCCAUGCCCAGUCAGGUUAACGAAGCCCUGUUUGCUGCCUCCCCUGAGAAUCAGCCUGUUGAGAGCUGUGAGACCUCAUUUAUACCUGCUGAUAAUCUGGAAAGAAAACUUGAGCGUGAAUACAACUACCAUGCGUUUGGGAACCGGAUGGACAAAGCAGCUCCACCUGCAGUGUAUGGUCCCGAAAUGACAGAGGAGGAAAAGAGGUGGAAGGUUYCCUGCCAUCCAUUUGCAAAGCCAUCUAUUUCUCAAUGGAGUGAACUGUAUCCAAGAGCUGAAAAAAAAGGAUCAAACACUAAUCCAUAUUUCUGGGCAAACACUGAUCCAAAUUCCUGGCCACAGGCAGCUGCAACAACACCAAAACGAGGAAAUGGAGCUAUUGUUUAUGGGCCAAAWCCCAACAGUCUUCUAACAGGAAACCCAGAGGAUGCCUAUGUGUUGUGUYCAGCCAGUAACUUUAGUUUGACUAAACCUCCUGUGCCAGAAUCUGGACAGAACCCRCAGUCACAGACCAAUGUAAACUGGUAUUCAAAGAAUUCAGACACAGAUACAGGUAACAGGGAUUCCACUUCCUUCACAAGGGGAACGUUUGCAUACUAUCCUAGUGCACCCAGAGUAAGCCCAGUUCCUUAUACAGAUGAUUCAAUCAAGUACCACAUAAGUAACAGCUCUGGAAUUCAAAUUGGAUCCUACAAUCACAUGAAGAUUGAAGAGCACAAUCAGCAUGUCAGCACUUGUCCUGUUGAUACAGAAGCAAUUUACACACAGUAUGAAGCAACGGGUAUAUUUGACAAUACCACUGUCGUGAUGGAUAAACAUUUGAAUCUAGUGAGAGAAAAGCUGGCUAAGCAGUGGAAGCCCUGUGCUCGGAAACUGGGCUUCAGUGAUCCCGAGAUUGAUGAAAUUGAUCAUGACUAUGAACGAGAUGGACUAAAAGAAAAAGUUUACCAAAUGCUGCUUAAGUGGCUAAUGAGGGAAGGCUCCAAAGGUGCUACAGUUGGAAAACUUGCCAAGGCCCUCUUCUGCUGCCAAAGACUGGAUCUCCUUAAUAGUUUGAUGCAAAUCCAAGAAGAAURAGUUGUCUGAGAACAGACUUUCUGGAGCUCUCCUUUUUGCACUGACUUUUUGGAACAUAUUUUUUCCAUCAGUUCUCAGUGAAUACCUCCAGUAAAUCAGAAGUUUAUGUCACAAUAUCUGGUCUUCCAAAGGAUAGAAAGAAACCCCAAACACCUUCCUUCUGAAUAGAGCCAUUGACCAAAGAUAACAGGAAAAUGCAAGACAAAUAACAAUUAAGGGAGAACGUGUUACACAAAAUUUCUACAUUCUGACCUUGAAACACAUUGGUACUCUUGUUCAGUUCUGAACAAAUAAGUAAUAAUAUGUGAAAAUUUACCUACUCCUUGAAAAACUUGUACAGAAACCAAAAUCARCUAUUAAAUUUUGCCAGAAGUGCCAAUGCUUACAAUGCCAUUAUUGACAGGCCUAAGUCAGUAAUAUAUUUCAAAUGUUUUUAUAAUUUUUAUUAAAUAUAGAUGUCUAGAAUUAUGUARAACAGCAGCAUAGAUAAAAKCAAAACCUAUUUCUGGCUUUAGAGGUCUGUAGUUGAUACUUUAUUAUAAAUAAUACAUAUAUAUAAUAGUGUCUAUUUAAUAUUGCAUUAGAUUUUUAUAUUGUUUGGUAGAAAAUAUUUUACAGGACACAAGUCUCAUCUGUUUUAUGAAACCUGAAAAAAUAAAUWCAAUCAUUUUUCAAUCCAAAGUAAAAACUCAGGAAUGGAAGAAUUUGGGGAAGGGAAAGGUGCCUUAUUGCCUCUUGACUGAAGACCCAUUCUCCUACUUGCUCAGGGUGCUCAAAGUGUCACUACUUUCCAAAUCUCUUAGGCUGCAUUUGUAUUAGUAAAYGUGCCUGGGAAUGGUACUGGAUGCUGAGGUUAAACUGGCAUGCUGCAGCCUGCUGCCAGAAUAGCAAAUAAUUUAAACCUCCAAAAUGUUGUGCUAAGACUACUUCACAAUGCUCAGGUUGUUUUGGGGAACACUGGAACAGCUCUGUAGUGUAGGUGAUGGUAUCCCAGUGCCUGGAAAUGUUCCUUGUCACUCUGACUUCCUAGUAUUGACAWAAUCUCAGUGUGCAGUACUAUGAAAGAAGAAAGCAGUACUGUAAAUUUUUAUGCCCAAAGAACAAUUAUGCCAAACCCUUCCUGUGAAGGAAAAUACUUCCUAUUCCAUCAGAUUUAUAGAUAUUUCUGGCAGAUGUUUUCAAGCAGGUAGUUGUGUAURCUGUAAAUAAAACACUAUGUGUUCAUUGGUGUUCUUAACUAUUCAUUGUUACUGUCAAAAAAAGAUAAUAACUUAAUGGAAAUGUAGUUAGAAUGGAUUUCUGUUCCUUGAUGCAGUACCCACCAUCUUGGUGGAAGCAAAAUGAAACUGUAAUCAAAGCAAGCAUCAAAAUAUUUGUCAUCUUUAAACCUACUGCAYUGCCUUACAGUUUUGACUUAACAACAUGCUAAAUUUUCUAUAAACUCUUGAUURGAAUAGAAUGAUGUGGUUUAUCUGUCUAAUACAUUAAACAUACACUUUCCAGAAAAAAAAUUAUUCUUUUGAAAGCAGAUAGAGAGAUGGGGUAGGGGGUGUCUUCUCUAUGUUAGUCCCCAGAGAGUUACAGCCAGCAGCUCUGUUGCUUCAUGAAACAUUCCUGAACAAAUCACAAAGUCCAUUUGUGUUAUGUUAACCUUGGUUGCAAUGUAUUGCUACAUCGUCUGAGCCCCCAUUGGUUUUUUAAAGUCUCCCAUAUCUGCAGUCUUUGUUUAUACAAUAUGCAAUUUUUCCAUCAUAAGGUAAACAGAAUGAGAGUGAUCAUUUA